Solea solea (common sole) is the source of this 2366-nucleotide messenger RNA. It is a transcript of the gene samm50l, whose product is annotated as sorting and assembly machinery component 50 homolog, like. The transcript has 15 exons. The coding region runs from base 142 to 1554 and encodes 470 amino acids. The record is from RefSeq and is a predicted model, not a curated record. NCBI's taxonomy places the organism in Eukaryota, Metazoa, Chordata, Actinopteri, Pleuronectiformes, Soleidae. Gene Ontology annotation, biological process: mitochondrial respiratory chain complex assembly; protein insertion into mitochondrial outer membrane. Gene Ontology annotation, cellular component: outer membrane; SAM complex.
GAAUGCAACACAGGACUGUCAUGGCGUCUCCCUUGCCAGAGGUGUGUUGGUGCAGAAAGUAGCCGCUGUCAUUCUCACGUUUGUCCCGCAAACACAGACACUAGCUCCCACUGAGGACGAUUUUUGGGAGCGGUACUCACCAUGGGGGCUGUCCAUGCUAAGAGUCUGGAUACUCUGCCGAUGCAUGGCCGUGACUUGGGCGUCAACCCUGAAGACUUGAUGGAGUCUCCAGAACCAGAGCAGGAGGCCAAGCAGGAGAUCCUCGAGAACAAAGAUGUGGUGGUCCAACAUGUCAACAUUCAAGGUCUUGGAAGAACUAAAGAGGAUCUGCUCGGCUAUGAGAUCUCUGAUGUCUUCCUCGCCAAAAACCUCAUUGACGUGAUGAAAAAGGCUCACGUUGCCAGACAGAAACUGCUGCGCCUGGGAAUCUUCAAAGAUGUGGAAGUUCUCAUUGAUACAUCUGAAGGUACGGACGCUCUGCCCAACGGUCUAGAUGUAACUUUUGAGGUGACGGAGGUGAAGAGACUGUCAGGAAGCUACAACACUAUGGUUGGCAACAAUGAAGGAAGUAUGGUGUUGGGUCUGAAACUACCCAACAUGUUCGGUCGUGCUGAGAAACUCACCUUCCAGUUCUCGUACGGGACCAAGGAGACGUCCUACGGCCUGUCCUUCUUCAAGCCCCAGCCUGGAAACUUUGAACGCAACCUCAUUCUCAACAUGUACAAAGUCACUGGUCAGUUCCCAUGGAGCUCCUUAAAAGAGACUGACAGAGGCCUGUCAUCAGAACUCAACUUUCCUCUCGGAGUAACCCACCACACGCUGAAAUGGGAGGGUGUAUGGAGGGAGCUGGGCUGCCUGGCACGCAGCGCUUCCUUUGCCGUGCGGGAGGAGAGUGGACACUCUCUGAAGUCUGCCCUAUCGCACACUGUUUCAAUUGAUUCAAGGAAUUCGGCCAUUUUCCCCAGCAGAGGUGCCUUACUCCGGAUCAACCAGGAGCUGGCUGGCUACACAGGAGGAGAUGCCAGCUUCUUGAAAGAGGAUUUUGAGCUGCAGCUCAACAGACGGCUCUUCUGGGACUCGGUCUUAUCUGCUUCUCUCUGGGGGGGCAUGCUGUUUCCCAUUGGAGGACAACAGUCCUGUAUCGCUGACAGAUUCUACCUUGGAGGUCCCACCAGUGUACGAGGUUUUGGGAUGUACAGCAUUGGGCCUCAAAGUGAAGGUGAUUACCUGGGUGGAGAUGCGUACUGGGCAGGUGGCCUGCAUCUCUACACCCCUCUGCCCUUCAGACCAGGCAAGGGUGGAUUCGGAGACCUGUUCAGGACCCAUUUCUUUCUCAAUGCUGGCAACCUCUGUAACCUUAACUAUGGUGAUGGUCCUCGGGCACACCUGCAGAAGUUAGCUGAGUGUAUCCGCUGGUCAUACGGAGCAGGUAUCGUGCUGCGACUGGGAAACAUCGCCAGACUGGAGCUCAACUACUGUGUGCCCAUGGGAGUUCAGAGUGGAGACAGGAUAUGUGACGGCGUCCAAUUCGGAGCAGGAAUCCGCUUCCUGUAGCCUCCUCUCUCCACUCAUCUUGGCCGUCCACAGCGAAGGUUGUGCUGGGAAAAGGGAGAAUGUAAUUUUGCUGUUUGGUCAAGUGUAACUUGUAGAUUAUGUAACACUAUUAUGACUCCUGGGGAAACAUGCUUGAGCCCCUACAUCCCUCCUUUGAUAUGAACCUAGGGUCCAGUUGCGGGGCCACACAAUCAAGAACCUUUCUACAACCUGAAAAUGCUUUUUACUUAUGGUAAAGCUGAAGUUCUUCCUUCUUAACUUCUUCCUUAAGUUCCAGCAGGCUGUACACUAAAGCAUGCUAGCAACAGCAUUUUGAAGUCCAAAAUCACAGUUUGAAUUUCGUAAAUGUAUAGCAUAAUAAUUAUGUAUGUGAGUGCAAAUACACUCAUGGUGCAUAUUUUUAAAAAACUGACACACAUCAGCACCUUUGGUCUUGAGUGUUCUUUGGCACGUUGUCUGUGGAAAAGUCACCUACCAGUGUUUCCACCCAUAGUUCUUUUUUUCAAUGUAUCGAGAGAUUUGUGGGCAUGUUCCUCAGCUGCCUCCCCAGGACAGCAUCGUAUCCCGCUGCACGACUUGAGAGCUUAAUGCACGACACAUUCUCGUGACUUUGACUUCAGUCCAGUGGCGCAGUGUGACUAAAUGAUUGCAGUAGCAGACAGAGAAUGAAGAGUUGACGCUUAUGCCAAAGUGGAUCGUUCAAGAAUACACCCCACCCCAACAACAUCUACCACCAGUCCUCUUACCUUUAGUCCUCUUUUUGAUGUUGCUGAGGCUCUUGCCAAAAAUAAAUCUCAGUUGCUCCCCUGGUU